Molecule: messenger RNA, 1884 nt
Organism: Chiloscyllium plagiosum (whitespotted bambooshark)
Lineage: Eukaryota; Metazoa; Chordata; Chondrichthyes; Orectolobiformes; Hemiscylliidae
Gene: hoxa1a
Product: homeobox A1a
Biological process (GO): regulation of transcription by RNA polymerase II
Cellular component (GO): nucleus
Molecular function (GO): DNA-binding transcription factor activity, RNA polymerase II-specific; RNA polymerase II cis-regulatory region sequence-specific DNA binding
Source: RefSeq, a predicted model, not a curated record
GAUGGACAAUGCAAGGAUGAACACCUUCCUAGACUAUUCCAUCAUUAACGGAGACACUGGGGCCUGCUCUUCCAGAAGUUACCAUGCAGAUCCAGGAAUUGCAACUUAUCAGUCUUGUGCCGUUAGUAAUAAUAACUGCACCGCUGAUGAGCGCUACAUCGUGGCCAGAAGUGUCCAAAUAGGUGCUCCACCUCCUCCUCCUCAUCAUCAUCACCAGUCUAGCUAUACACACCACAACAACCUGGGCAUAUCCUACAGUGCCCACCCCAACUGUGGAGCAGGAUACCCAGCCCAGAGCUUUAGCACAGGCUACAGUCAUCAUCAUUAUUCAUUGAACCAAGAGGCGGAUGGUAACGGAGGGUACCCUCAGUGUGCUCCUGCUGUCUACCCUGGGAACAUUGGCUCAGCCAUCAGCCCGCAUCAGCACGGCUAUGGUGGGAUGGUGGGGCCAGGCCAAUAUUCCCAUCACCCCUACAGGCAAGAGCAGCAGCAGCAGCAGCAGCAGUCCAGUUUAGCCUUAGUUGCAGGCUGUCACCCUUCGUCCCCCGCCCACGGCAGCCAUCAGGAAGCCUGCUGCUCCCCGUCUGCUGAGACCCCUCCCCCAGCACAGACCUUUGACUGGAUGAAGGUGAAGAGGAACCCUCCGAAAACAGGGAAGGCGGGGGAGUACGGUUUUGUCGGUCAGCCCAAUACAGUGAGAACCAAUUUCAGCACAAAGCAGCUAACCGAGUUGGAGAAAGAGUUUCACUUCAACAAGUACUUGACGCGGGCCAGGCGGGUGGAAAUCGCGGCUGCCCUUCAACUCAACGAAACCCAGGUAAAAAUCUGGUUCCAGAAUCGGCGAAUGAAGCAGAAAAAGCGGGAGAAGGAGGGCUUCGCCUCAGUUUCUCCGGCCACUCCUGGGAGUGAAGCGAACACAGAAGACACCUCAGACAAAUCGAACUCUACCUCGUCGACCCCCUCCCCAUCAUCAUCUACCUCAGAAACGAUUCAUACUUCAGGCUGAAACAUUCCACAGUAACCCCCAAAACUGGGAACCAAUUCAUUUGAUAGUUGUUUCAAGUUAAGAGGGAAAGAUGUAAUGAGACACAAAUUUAUCGGUAACAACUCCGAAUAAACUUAUUUUCUUUGGGGAAAUGAAUCUGCCAAUCUCUAAACGUACUAGAGGUGCACUAUUAUAGAAGUGUUUACACUGAGAACCAACUACUGUAUAAUAUAAUUGUCCUAUUUUAAUUUAAUAAUGUGUUGCAUAUAUUGUAAGCUGCGCUGGUUGUAUAUAUUUUGUCAAGAGUUUUAUCUUUUUACAAGUAUUUUCUAAAAAAUUAAUACUGAAAGCCAGGGUCCAGAGACCAUAAUAUGACAUAGCUGUAGAGUUUUUAUAAGCGAAGUGUUAUCAAUGAUUCGAAAUAUACGUCAAAUGUUUCUUGUACUUUCAGAAAGCGGAGCUGAGUAGAUAGGAGAGCUCUCCUGAAACUGACGAAGAUUAUAUGUACAGAAAUUACCAUUGCACUGGGCUAUGUAUAACUUAAAACAAUGUUAAAUGUGUUCCCCCCUCCAAUGUAAAUGGGUUGUCUCAAGACCAGCAGUAGCACCUUGUUAAAAUACCUCAAAAUGAUCAUGUUUACUCCGAUAUUUGUUGGACUUGAUUUCAUAAACUACCUGUCAAUGUAAGUUACAGCCAAACGAUUGUUAUUUUGUGUGCGGAAUUUUGCAUGAGACAAUGCUGUCAGUGUGUACUUAACCCAUUGCUGAGUUUUAUCAGUUUUCCUGUGUGACUAAAUGUAUUAUACAAUCAGCACGUGAUUUGAAUCAGUUCUGAGAUUUUCUGCGAUUGAAAUCCAGGACAGAAUUUACGGGUCCAAAUAAUAAAUUAUAUUAAAAUGC